AGCCGUGUUUAUGCCUUGCACCAAAUAGAAAAAUGGAAUCAAAGUAGAAAAAAUUAAAUUAAAAAAAAAAAAGAGAAAGAACCGUAGCCAAAUUAGCCAUAGCAAAUUCUCUCCAAGCAAACAGAGAAGAAUUUUCAUCGAUCAGCGAUGCAACAAGGAGAUUUCAGCUCCUAUUAUCAAUUCCCUCACCUUUCAAACCCUAACCCUAACCCUCACCCUAUCCCGAAUCCAACACCUACCGAGUUUCACCAACCGCCUUACGCAUCGGCACCACCGGACACCUCCGGUUACACCUCUACUGAUUACUCCGUCUAUCCCCCAAACUACCCACCCUAUUCCCAAAAUCCUGAUCCUGUCCCUCCCACUGCUCCUUCUUACGCUCCGCCACCGUCAGCCGCAACUACUCCACCGGCUUCGACACUAACAUCACAAUCCUCUUUCAAUCAACAACCCAUAACGGCUCCGCCAGUCGCGGCUGCUCCUUCUUUCCCGCCUUAUGAUUCACAUGUUCCCUAUCAGCCACCGACUUCCCAGUCACCUUAUUACCAGUCGUAUGAUCCGCAUCAGACGGCUCCUAGCUAUGGUACUCCUCCGCCAAACCCUGACCCUACCCCAAAUCCGCCUUACUAUUCAGCCCCAUAUAGCCAAGUAGGAUCAUCAGUAUCCUCUGUACCUCCUGCAUAUGACAACCCCUACGAUAAUUCGAUGAAAUUCGAUCACAGCGGUGGUAAUUAUUUCGACGAGAAAUUCGGAGGAGGCUAUAACCGUAGCCGAUACGAUUUAGGAUCCGAUCUCUAUGGUAAGCGAUCGGAUAGCUAUUCACUAUACGGUGAUGAUGGUGGAUACGGUGAUGGAGUCUAUGCUUAUGAAGGAGGAAAGGUAGAGCCUUAUGGGGCACGUGGCACAGCUCCAAAAUCAUCGACUUGGGUUCAAUUCGAUGAUUAUGGGCGGUCUAUUAAUUUCCCUUCUGGGAAGGACUUGUCGGGUGGAUCAGGUUCAACUUCUGGUAAGAUUGUGAGGGCGGUGCCAAAGGCAGAGACCCAGCAAGAUGUAAAGAGUGGUGUCCAGAAGUUUCGGGUUAAGUUGUUGGGUGAAGGUGGAGGACAUGGCCCCAUGGAUAUUCUUUGCCAGAUUGGUUUAGAUGGUAUUCGGAUGCUUGACCCUAGUACCAGUCGAACGUUGAGAAUAUAUCCUCUUGAGAACAUCACAAGAUGUGAAGUGAUCGACUCAUCUACCUUUGCAUUCUGGUCCAAGAGCUCUGUUGACAUUGACCCAAGACGGAUCAGGCUGCAAUCAAACAAUUACACUACAAACACCCUUUUGGAUAUUGUAACAGCUGCAACCGUACAGAUCAAGGAGAUGGGUGGGAGAAGUCGAACACCUGAAUCUCUAAAGACUACUGAACAACCUGCUGAAAAGAAGAGAGGAUUUGCUGAUUGGAUGAACUUGAUAAAGCCUGGCAUUGAGGAGAAGGAUCAUUGGGUCCCUGAUGAAGCUGUUUCGAAGUGCACUGCAUGUGCAACUGAUUUUGGGGCUUUUGUGCGAAGACACCACUGCAGGAACUGUGGGGAUAUUUUCUGUGACAAGUGUACCCAUUGUAGAAUCGCUCUAACUGCUGAUGAGAAUGCUCAACCAGUUAGGGUUUGUGACCGAUGCAUGGCUGAAGUGACUCAGAGGCUGAGUAAUGCCAAGGAAGCAGCAAGUAAACCUGCUGCAUUACAGAGUCACGAGGAUCUUGCUAGGAAGCUUCAGGAGGAGAUGGAAAAAAAUCGCAGAGCAUCAUCAGGCUCCAAGUCCGAUGGAUCUGGUAGGCGGAUGAAGGAAGUUGCUUGUCCUACCUGCACCGUUCAUUUGCAGGUCCAAGUUCCCAUCUCAGGUUCUGAGACCAUUGAAUGUGGGGUUUGCCAGCAUCCUUUCCUUGUUAGUGCCCAUUGAUGUCGGGCAUUUAUCACCAGCAAAGGCUUAAUUUUCUCAAUUAAUUUCUUGUUGAUUUCAUUGUACUUGUUGAGGUUUUGGAUAUUAUUAAUAAUAAAAUAGUAUGGAUUAGUUUUGUUGUGUAUUAGCAUUUCUCUUUUCUAAGCCUGGUUCACCCGUUGUCAUCUCUUCAAGUUAGUGUAUAUGAAGCUGUCUGCGAAUCUCGAGUUAUGAUUGUGUAUAAAAUUGACGGAUACAAUUA
This is a messenger RNA of Durio zibethinus, 2176 nucleotides long. RefSeq names its product protein FREE1. Gene Ontology annotation, biological process: intralumenal vesicle formation; multivesicular body assembly. Gene Ontology annotation, molecular function: ubiquitin binding; metal ion binding. The record is from RefSeq and is a predicted model, not a curated record. Gene Ontology annotation, cellular component: ESCRT I complex; late endosome membrane. Lineage: Eukaryota; Viridiplantae; Streptophyta; Magnoliopsida; Malvales; Malvaceae.